CAACGAUCAAGGUCCUCGAAAUGCCAUGACGUCGCCAGAGUAUCUCUCCGCAGACAAAGUAGCCGACGUGGAAGAUGGAUAAAAAGCUGGAAAAAAGAACUCUGUGUUGGACAAGGAACAAGACUGGUGUAAGUGCUUGAUCACUUUUACCACUCUGCAACACCGCUCCGUAAUAUAUACAUCAGCCUACUGACCUCAUUCACUCUGAUUCAACACAUCAACGAUGGCAACCACAGCGGCAGAUGCGAAGGCCAUCGGCGAAAUAAACCGCGAGUGGUUUGACUCGGUGGCCGGAUCGGCGUAUCAGAUCCACUGGGUGCGCGACCUUGUCCACCAGAUCACCACUUUCCUGCGAGAAAACGUCCAAUGGAUCGUGGGCCAGCCAACCGGGUCCGGGUUGCGUGUUCUAGACUAUGCCUGUGGUCCCGGGAUCGUCUCUAUGGCAUUGGCACCGUUCGCCUCCGCCCUCCGGGGCAUAGACAUCUCGGGUGGCAUGGUGGAGAAAUACAACGAGACGGCGCGCCACCUCGGCCUGUCGCCGGAGCAGAUGCGCGGCGUUCGGGGCGACUUGCUUGGCGACGGCGACGGCGAGGUUGCCGUGCCCGACGGCCCCGAAUUCACCGGCUUCCACAUCGCCGUCAUGUCCAUGGCGCUCCACCACGUGGCCGAUCCCGCAGUUAUGAUCAAAAGGCUCGCCGAGCGUUUGGCGCCCGGCGGAUCCUUGGUCAUCGUCGACUGGGUUACACCCGAAGGCCCGGUGCCGGACCACCCGGCUGCCCAUACCGUCACCCGCCACGGCUUCAGCGAGAAGGAGAUGGCAGAGAUGUUUGCCGAUGCGGGCUUGUCGGAUUACUCAUUCAGGCUGCACCCGCAGAGGUCCAGGGUGCCGUGGGGAGAGACACAGCAGGUGUUUUUUGCAAGGGGGAGGACUCAGAGUCAGACAGUGUGAACUUGUGGUCUGUGUGUUUGAGACGAAGGAUGCGACAUCGUCCUCUGUCACACUUCCGUCUCAAUGCUUAGACAAAAGGCUCGGAGAAUGACCAAGAGCCCGGCUGGGCACACGAACUCAGAAGCUUAACAGGAAAGCUCAAGUGCAAUGAGAACUGACUGGCAAAAUGAGCCACUAGACAUGAACCCGAGUUAAUAGUACUCCUAAACAACAAGAUUGUCAG
Molecule: messenger RNA, 1172 nt
Organism: Chaetomium strumarium
Lineage: Eukaryota; Fungi; Ascomycota; Sordariomycetes; Sordariales; Chaetomiaceae
Product: S-adenosyl-L-methionine-dependent methyltransferase
Exons: 3
Coding region: 224-949 (241 amino acids)
Molecular function (GO): methyltransferase activity
Source: RefSeq, a predicted model, not a curated record